Molecule: messenger RNA, 839 nt
Organism: Gymnogyps californianus (California condor)
Lineage: Eukaryota; Metazoa; Chordata; Aves; Accipitriformes; Cathartidae
Gene: PLEKHB2
Product: pleckstrin homology domain containing B2
Exons: 8
Coding region: 57-731 (224 amino acids)
Biological process (GO): regulation of cell differentiation
Cellular component (GO): membrane
Source: RefSeq, a predicted model, not a curated record
CCGGAGGAGCGCCGGCGGGGUCCCUUCUGUCGGCCCGGCUGCCGGGUUAAGCAACAAUGGCAUUUGUGAAGAGCGGAUGGCUGCUCCGGCAAAGUACUAUUUUACGGCGUUGGAAGAAGAACUGGUUUGACCUGUGGUCUGAUGGCCGCUUAAUAUUCUAUGAUGAUCAAAAUCGCCAUGAUAUAGAAGAUAAAAUCCACAUGCGAAUCCAUUGCAUCAACCUCAGAGUGGGGAAUGAAUGUCGAGAUUUCCAGCCUCCAGAGGGGAAGCAGAGAGACUGUUUACUGCAGAUUGUUUGCCGUGAUGGGAAGACAGUCAACCUCUGUGCAGAGAGUGCAGAUGACUGCCUGGCAUGGAAAAUUGCUCUCCAGGACGCCAGAACAAACACAGGCUACGUGGGAUCUGAUGUGAUGUAUGAUGAGACAGCCAUUUCCUCAGCCCCUCCUCCCUAUACAGCUUAUGCCACACCAUCACCUGAGGUUUAUGGCUAUGGCUACGAUCAGUACAAUGGUGCGUAUCCCCCUGCUGGUCCUCAAGUCUUCUAUGCCUCCAACGGACAAGCUUAUGCUGUUCCCUAUCAGUAUCCAUAUCAAGGACCUUAUGGCCAACCCCCUGCAAACCAUGUCAUCAUUCGAGAGCGUUACCGUGACAGUGAUGGAGAUCUUGCACUGGGCAUGCUUGCUGGAGCAGCGACUGGCAUGGCUCUGGGAUCAUUAUUCUGGGUCUUCUAGAUUACCCGUUCCUUAUCUUUGUAGUUCCCAAAACCUUUAUUGUGUGCAAUAAUAUAUUGGCAAUGUUGUUUACUGUUAAACUUUAAGAAAUACAAUAGUUAUUUUUCA